CCCGGGGGCACCGUAGUCGUGCACGUGUUGGGCGAGAAUCGGAGUAAACGUGCGGUACACCACAUGGGGAUACGAUUAGUGGAAAGAAUUCUUUGGAAAACUCCUGGUGACCAAACAUGGAUGGCUAGUCGCAAAAAGACAAUGGAACGUACCUUGGUGGAACGCAGUAUACCAAUGACACGGUCACCAGGCCCUUGGCAACCCCUUUCCCAGCCGUCACGCGAUCCGAAUCACGAAACUUCUCCUCUGACAAUGUCCGUGCCGUUGAAAAUACCCCAUGAGAGUCGCGUAAGCUAUGUGGGGCGUCUCGUAGAGGCUCACGUUUUGCCGAAUGAAUGGCACCCUAUUGCGGCCGAAGCAAUCGUUCUUCCGGAAUCUUCCGUCGUGUCUUUGGAACCAGGCGGCGGCACGUGUGUAACGGCUACUUCAACUUCCGCCCCCGCCGUUCCUUGGAAGGCCGAUAUCUAAAGAGGGGCGGGCUGCCUGCUUUUUUCAUCUGCCAGCAAGCCCCGCGCUCGAGAGUUGCGCAUUUAUCCUAUACUUACAAAGCAAUGGCAAAUAUUUUUUAAUAAGCAACUCGGUAAUUUUCG
Molecule: messenger RNA, 590 nt
Organism: Phaeodactylum tricornutum CCAP 1055/1
Lineage: Eukaryota; Bacillariophyta; Bacillariophyceae; Surirellales; Neidiaceae
Exons: 2
Coding region: 64-468 (134 amino acids)
Source: RefSeq, a predicted model, not a curated record